CUAAAGUAAAAGAACAUAGAACGAGUGAAGUACGUAGAGAUAAAAUUAUAGAACAAGAAUGAAGGUAGCACAGGUACUGCACAUGAACGGUGGCGUUGGACACGCAAGCUAUGCAAACAACUCCCUUCUUCAGCAAAAGGUGAUUUGUUUGACAAAGCCCAUAAGAGAGGAAGCCAUAACAAGCCUCUAUUGCAACACCGUCCCCAGAAGCUUGGCGGUUGCAGAUUUGGGUUGCUCUUCUGGACCAAACACUUUGCUUGUUGUGUCUGAAUUCAUCAAAAUUGUGGAGAAGCUUUGUCGGGAGCUAAACCAUAAAUCUCCAGAAUACAAGGUCUUUCUGAAUGAUCUUCCUGGGAAUGACUUCAACAACAUCUUCAAGUCCCUUGAUAGCUUCAAAGAGAAGUUGUGUGAUGAAAUGGAAAGUGGGAUUGGUCCAUGCUACUUCUCUGGGGUUCCUGGUUCUUUCUAUGGCAGGGUUUUCCCAAAUCAAAGUCUUCAUUUUGUCCAUUCCUCUUAUAGCCUUCACUGGCUAUCUAAGGUUCCGGAGGGUGUAGACAACAACAGGGGCAAUGUUUACAUUGGCAGUACAAGCCCGACAAAUGUUGCAAGAGCUUACUAUGAGCAAUUUCAAAGAGAUUUCUCUCUUUUUCUCAAGUGUCGUGCAGAGGAAUUAGUUAAAGGAGGUCGUAUGGUUCUAACAUUUUUGGGAAGAAGAAGCGAUGAUCCCUCUAGCAAAGAUGGUGGCUACGUUUGGGAGCUUAUGGCUACUGCUCUUAACGAUAUGGUCUUGCAGGGAAUCAUAAAAGAAGAGCAGUUAGAUACUUUUAACAUUCCUCUAUACACUCCAUCUCCAUCUGAAGUGAAAUUGGAAGUUCUUAAAGAAGGUUCAUUUGCCAGCAAUCGUCUAGAGGUGUCUGAAGUGAAUUGGAAUGCUUUUGAUGACUGGAACGCUCUUGAAUUUGAAUCUGAAAGGUCUGAUACACUUAGUGAUGGCGGAUACAAUGUGGCACAGUGCAUGAGGGCUGUGGCAGAACCAAUGCUUGUCAGCCACUUUGGUGAAGCUAUCAUUGAAGAGGUUUUUAGCCGCUACCAACAAAUCUUGACUGAUCGUAUGUCCAAGGAGCAAACUAAGUGCAUCAAUGUCACCGUAUUAUUGACUAGAAAAGCAUAAGCAAGAAGUUUGCAUCUAUAUAGGGUUUCUCAAAAUGGGAUUGUUGUAGUCAUAGUUUAAAAAUCUGGCUCGACUAGGCUUGUCGGAUCGAGAUCUGAUGACAUAACCCGUCCGAUUUGAUUAUUGGACCGGUUAUGCAUUUGGUCCAGAAUAAUCCGGUCCAACCCGCCCGAUUUGGAGUAAAUUCGGCGAUCCUGUCCGAUAUUUCCAUUUCGCCUAAAAAAGAAAACAAAAAAAAAUGUUAAAAAAACCUAAGACUUAAGUAUUUGUGUUAUACUCCAAAGAUUAAGGCAGUCGAUGUGAGACUUAAGUAUUUUUCAAUAAUAUAUAUUGGAUCAAAUCGAGCUAAUAACUGGCCUACCGGUUAGAACACUGACUCACUACCUCAACUGGGUCAAUGACAGGAAGAGAUUAACUUUGGCUGCUCUGAGUUGUGACUUUUUGCUUGUUCGUUUUUCUUCUAGCAAUUAGCUAGAUGUUAAGUUGGAGAAAAAUAAAACUAGUAUUGUGUGGUUCAGUAGAAACUUUUUUAAUAUUCUAUUAUGUAAUAAAAUUAUUAAUUUAUGUGAG
This is a messenger RNA of Glycine soja, 1741 nucleotides long. Its product is annotated as salicylate carboxymethyltransferase-like. Gene Ontology annotation, biological process: methylation. The transcript is spliced from 4 exons. The record is from RefSeq and is a predicted model, not a curated record. Bases 59 to 1171 code for a protein of 370 amino acids. NCBI's taxonomy places the organism in Eukaryota, Viridiplantae, Streptophyta, Magnoliopsida, Fabales, Fabaceae. Gene Ontology annotation, molecular function: S-adenosylmethionine-dependent methyltransferase activity.